CAUUAAACUAAUAUUGUCUUUAUUUUAUUAAGUAAAAAGCCUUGAAUGAUUUUUUUUCUCAAAGUUAAACAGGUGUGACGGGUGGCCACCUGUCAUACAUUUCCGUACUUCCCCUUGCGCCACUCAAAUCAUCACAAAAAUCAAAUUAAUUAUUUUUCACCAUUAUAAUAACACGUUUCCGUUUAAUUAAAUACUGAAAUUAAAGUAAACUUCCGUGUUUUUUUUUCACAUUACGUGAUAUAAAUAGGCGACAAAAUUGCCGAUUUAGUCAUAAAAAUGUUGCGUUUCGUGUCAUUCUUGUGUCUUUUCCUCCUAGUGCAGGGUGAGGUUUUGGAGAUGUUCAAUCCGUCAAGUUUGCAAAACUGUAUGAAAAAACUGAGCAUCGGUGAAGAUGAAUGGGCCCAAGUGUUACAAGACAAGCCCGAAGUUCCGCCCGAGAAGAUAUUGUGUCUUUUCAAGUGUGCUAUGGAAGAUGAUGGGCUUCUCAAAGAUGGCGUUUUGGACAAAAGCAAAUGGCCGAUGCCCGAUUGUGUGCAAAAUGUCGGCACAAUAUCCAACUGCACUGAUAUGGUCGCAUUUAAAGAUUGUUUUAAUUAGGAUUGAUGAAAAAACGUGAUAAACACUUAUAACUUUUAUUAAUCUUGUACUUAUUGUCAGAACAUUACGUUUAAUAAGGACACAGAAUUGACUCGUUCCUUAGACCUACAACAAACAUUUACAAAGAAAAAUAACAGACAACCUUCUUACUUCAAUUAAAUUUAUUCAAUCACACCAAACUAAACAAUUUAAAAAAUACUCAAAGGCAGAUUUAGGACAUUGAAAACAAGAAAAACUAUCAUCACAGGCUAUAAAAAUGAUACAAAUUUUUCAACAAACUAAUAAAUUACUAAGAUUCA
Molecule: messenger RNA, 896 nt
Organism: Tribolium madens (black flour beetle)
Lineage: Eukaryota; Metazoa; Arthropoda; Insecta; Coleoptera; Tenebrionidae
Exons: 2
Coding region: 277-597 (106 amino acids)
Molecular function (GO): odorant binding
Source: RefSeq, a predicted model, not a curated record